AUGGAUAACACAGAUUUAAAAAUUUUAAUUGAUGAUUUAGUACUUAAUCAAAAUUUUCUUAAUUAUUAUGAAUUAAAAUCAUAUCUCCAAAAACAUAAUAAUUAUAUAACGGGUGAUGAUAUGGAAUAUUAUUAUCCAUAUUAUAAAAAUGAAAUUUUGAAAUAUCAUGAUAAAAUAAUUUCUAAAAUUAAAGACAAAAUUAAAAAUAAUGAAUAUACAAAGGAAAAAACUAAAUCACAACUUAAACAAUUGAAAGAUUUCAAAAAUAAAGUAUUAACAGAAGAAGAUAUUGAUGAAUUAUAUAAUUUAUAUAAUCCUGAGCCACAAAAACCAAAGCCGAGGUCUAAAGUAGCAAAUGUUCAACAGCUAAAGGUGCAAAACGCCCAGGUCCUUCAGACCAUAAAUGAUGCACAAGCUUUAAUUUAUGAUUCAUUAGUUAAACCAUAUUCAGCCCGACUUUUAAAUGAAGAUCAACUUUUGGAAUUCAUCCUUCAACAUAAACUCGAAGCGGGAAAGUAUAUCAAACCUUUAUAUACAGCAUAUUUAAAACAAAUGAAUAGAAUACAUCCAGAAUUAAUGAAGGGGGAAUGA
Trichomonas vaginalis G3 is the source of this 591-nucleotide messenger RNA. RefSeq lists its product as uncharacterized. The coding region runs from base 1 to 591 and encodes 196 amino acids. The record is from RefSeq and is a predicted model, not a curated record. NCBI's taxonomy places the organism in Eukaryota, Parabasalia, Trichomonadida, Trichomonadidae. The transcript has a single exon.